UUUGAAUUAUAUCUAAUCUCGUGCAACGCGCGGUUGAACUUCAUGUCCACCGUUACUUCUAGACGCUGUUUUAUAUACAUCAAAGGCGGUGGCAAUGGCAACUGCUCUUUAAUUUACAUCGACGCUUUUCAAGUUUCGAAAUUCAAAUCCAAAGGAAGUAUAACCAUUUCGUUUGUUUGUUUGUGUCCUUGGAGGGGAGGAGCGAAAAAGUGAAGAAUGACGACGGCGUCGUUUAGCGGGUCUAACGGAGCGGCUAAGACGGUUUUGGUAACUGGAGUGAGCAAAGGGCUGGGGAGAGCCUUAGCCCUCGAGCUUUCCAAGAGAGGCCACACGGUUAUCGGGUGCUCCCGCGCCCAGGAAAAACUCAACUCCCUCCAAUCGGAGCUCGCCGCCCCCGACCGUCACCUUCUCCUCAAUGUCGACGUGAGGUCGAAUAGCAGCGUCGAGGAGCUAGCUCGGUUAGUAAUGGAAAAGAAGGUUGUUCCAGACAUAAUCGUAAAUAAUGCAGGUACAAUCAAUAAAAACAACAGAAUUUGGGAGGUACCAGCAGAAGAGUUUGAUACUGUGAUUGAUACAAAUGUUAAAGGGGUUGCAAAUGUGAUGCGUCACUUUAUCCCUUUGAUGAUUCCAAAAAGGCAAGGGAUUAUUGUUAAUAUGUCUUCUGGAUGGGGAAGAUCUGGUGCUGCCCUGGUUGCACCAUACUGUGCAUCAAAGUGGGCUAUUGAGGGUUUAAGUAAAGCGGUGGCAAAGGAAAUGCCUGAUGGCUUUGCUGUUGUAGCACUUAGUCCAGGUGUGAUAAAUACUGAGAUGCUUCAAUCUUGCUUUGGAAGUUCAGCCUCAGGAUAUCAGACACCUGAAGCAUGGUCUUUUAAGGCAGCUACAAUGAUCCUCAAUCUUACAGCAGCAGACAAUGGUGCAUCCCUGACUGUCUGAUGAAAACACACAACAAACACUUUAGAUUCGUUUCAUCUCGUGGUUAUGAUAAGCCUUUGAACAAUCAAGUCUGAAAUUUCCUUGCUAUGUCUGUGAAGAAAUUAGAUCAUUAUAUAGCUCCACUUCUCCAAACACAUUUUUCCAUUAGGUAAAUAUCAAUAUCUUACAUUGAAGGUGAUGAAGUUUGUUUACUAACAAAUUGUAUGAGUUUUUUUGUUAGCCGAAAUUGUAAGAGUUUAUGUAAGGAACAAGGCAGUAAUUUGGAUCGGCUUGCUGCUGGGAAUCAUCUACCCAACUAUUUUGCUGGUACAUUAAAAAUUGAUGUGCAUCCAACCUUGAACUUUUUAAGCUUUGAACUCUGUUACUCAAGGAUUCGAUAAUUGUACGAUACAUAUUUAUGGCAUAUGGUGAACACUGAACACUGCUAUUUUACUGAAUCUUGUUGGUUCA
Messenger RNA from Theobroma cacao (cacao), 1383 nucleotides. RefSeq names its product NAD(P)-binding Rossmann-fold superfamily protein. Gene Ontology annotation, biological process: folic acid-containing compound metabolic process. Gene Ontology annotation, molecular function: oxidoreductase activity, acting on the CH-OH group of donors, NAD or NADP as acceptor. The record is from RefSeq and is a predicted model, not a curated record. NCBI's taxonomy places the organism in Eukaryota, Viridiplantae, Streptophyta, Magnoliopsida, Malvales, Malvaceae. Gene Ontology annotation, cellular component: cytosol.